UUUUCUCUUUUAUUUUUUGCGAGCUGAUAAAAGCAAACCAACCAAGGAAAAGAACCACACUAUGCUUGUCUUUUUCUUUUUCUUUUCUUCCUACAGAGUAGUUCCCCUCCUGAGUUCUCUCUUUCUACUCAUUUUCUAUAAUUGCUUUUUCUUCUUUGUGCCUUAUUUGGCCCGUUAUUCCUUCCGACUUCUCCCCCUUUUUUCCCCUUCCCCCUUUUUCCCACUCCCUUGAUCAAAUUUCCGUCCUUUUCGAAACUAGCAGUAGUCUGUUCAACGCGAAGUAGAUUAUUAGAAUGGGAUAUUCAUUUUCUUUCUU
Aspergillus caelatus is the source of this 316-nucleotide messenger RNA. RefSeq lists its product as uncharacterized. The transcript has a single exon. Lineage: Eukaryota; Fungi; Ascomycota; Eurotiomycetes; Eurotiales; Aspergillaceae. The record is from RefSeq and is a predicted model, not a curated record. The coding region runs from base 62 to 232 and encodes 56 amino acids.